Tinamus guttatus (white-throated tinamou) is the source of this 993-nucleotide messenger RNA. The record is from RefSeq and is a predicted model, not a curated record. NCBI's taxonomy places the organism in Eukaryota, Metazoa, Chordata, Aves, Tinamiformes, Tinamidae.
AUGAGCUCCGAACCAGGAGGCAGCGGCUUUUCUGGCAGGAAACGCUUUGCCAGCGGAAGCUCAUGGGUUCACUUGCAAGUGCAGUUAAAAGCGGAUUGUAACAAGGGGUAUGUCACCAUCAAACAGAUGGGUGUUAACCCAACUACCGUUGAUUUAAUUGAUAUUGGCAAGGAUAAAGAGGUAAAAAUGAAGCCAGGCCAAGUUCUGCAUAUUGUGAACCAACUUUAUCCAUACAUGGUGAAAUUUUCUGAAGAAUCAGGGAAAACUGUGACAGAAGAGAGAACAGCAGCCGAGAAGAGGCCAAAUGAGAACAGCGAAAGUAGUGAUGAACAAAGUGUGCACAGAAAAAGUAUGAAGACAGAGAAAGUGGGUGCACAAGGCAGUUCUGCAGAUCAAAAACUGAGCAGUUCCAGUGCAUCUCCAAACAAGGGUGUUUCUAGCAAAACGGAACACUCGGGACACUGGAGUCAGGGCCUGAAGAGCUCCAUGAAAGAUCCAAAUAUGCAGGUUUACAAAGAUGACAAGACUGUGGUCAUCAAAGACAAGUAUCCCAAAGCGCGUUACCACUGGCUCGUCUUACCGUGGGACUCCAUUUCAAGCCUGCAGUCAGUCACAAAGGAGCAUCUUGAACUCCUGGAACAUAUGCAUGCAGUUGGGGAGAAAAUGAUUGAGCAGUGCCCUGAAAAGGAGACUCUGGAGUUCAGACUGGGCUACCAUGCCAUCCCCAGCAUGAGUCAGCUGCAUUUGCAUGUCAUCAGCCAGGAUUUUGAUUCCCCUGCUCUGAAAACGAAAAAGCACUGGAAUUCUUUUACUACAGAAUACUUCCUAAACUCCACAGAUGUGAUAGAGAUGGUAAGAAGCAAGGGAAGAGUAACGGUGAAGGAACGCACCGCUGAACUCCUCAAAUUGCCCCUCAGAUGUCACAUCUGCAAACAAAUGCUAUCCACCAUCCCACAGUUAAAGACUCAUCUCUCUAAGCAUUGGCCAAAAUGA